Messenger RNA from Gastrolobium bilobum, 1404 nucleotides. RefSeq lists its product as uncharacterized. Lineage: Eukaryota; Viridiplantae; Streptophyta; Magnoliopsida; Fabales; Fabaceae. The record is from RefSeq and is a predicted model, not a curated record. The transcript has a single exon. Bases 1 to 1404 code for a protein of 467 amino acids.
AUGGCUGAAAGGGAUAUAAUAGCCAUGAAGGAUACACUUCGUGCCCAACAACAACUUCUGCAGAAGCUGUAUGCGGAGCUGGAUCAGGAAAGAGAAGCCUCGGCAACUGCAGCAAGUGAAGCUAUGGACAUGAUACUGCGCUUGCAAGGAGAAAAGGCUGCGGUGAAGAUGGAGGCGAGUCACUAUAAGAGAAUGGCAGAGGAGAAGAUCGAUCAUGCUGAAGCCACUCUUGAAAUUUUUGAAGACCUUAUGUAUCAGAAGGAAAUGGAAAUUGCUUCUCUCGAGUUUCAAGUCCUGGCUUACAAACACAAACUUCUGAGCUUGGGGUGUGAUUUCAAUGCAAGUGAGUUUGAAUUUCCUGAAGACCUGCUGGUGGUUACAAAUGAUCAAAACAAUGAAGAAAAUGGUCAAAGUAGCACUGUAAGAAGGCUAAGUUCAUUGCCUCCAAUUCAGUUUAAGAAUACCUUGAGAGCUCCCAGAAAGAGAGAAAGAUCAUCUAGUCCCAUUCCAGUUCCAGUUCCAGAUGUCAUUCCAAGAAUGGUGGAUAGCAGUGACCAGGAAGUUACUUCCACAAGCUUGGAUUUGCCAAGAAAGUCCAUAGACUAUGAGUAUGGAACCCUUGAUUCAUACUGGAACCAGAUCAAAAGGUUAGAUGAAAAAGUGAAAGUGAUUUCAGAUUGUAAAGAAUCAGGAGGAGAAAAAUGUGCAAACCUGAGAAGUAGAAGAGGGGUUUCAUGUUCACUAUUUUCACAAGCAAGCAUUGAGAUAGCCUGUGACCAAACAGAUAGACUACCCCCUAGAAAUUCAGAUAAACUAAAUCAUCGUGAAGGUACACAGGAUAGAGUUCCCUCCGGCUCGGUUAAUGUCCAUGAUGUAUUUGAAGUCCCACAAACUAGUGAAAAGCAUAAAGUCAGUGAACAUGGGAAAAAAAGACUUGAGAAAUGGAUUUCAGAUGCAGAUAACAGGUUAACAAAACCAGACUCGGUGUCUGUGGAAAUCAUAGAAUCACAUGUUAAACAUGACAUGGACAAGAUAAAGAGCAAGCUUAGCACACAUCAUGAAAGCAAAUUACCUAGUCCCAAAGAUAUGAAGACCAUUGUUUGGCAGAAAAAAGAAGGGAUGGAUGUGGAUUGCAAUACUCAAGCUGAGUUUCGGAAGUUGCAUCAAAGAAUUGAUCGGCUUGAGAGGGAGAGAGUUAGUUCAAGGCAAGAGAUUACGCAUGAAGGGGAUGGGGAAGAGCAUUUGAGGUUGUUGAAGGACAUACACAAUGAAAUCAAAUCAAUACAAUCAGAGAUGAGGAGCUGGAAAACCAAAAAUGCUGCAACUAAGGAGGAUAUUCCUUUGGGUCCUCUUCAAGAGGUAAUGUAUACACUGGUGCUUUUGCCUUCUCUUUUGAGAAAAUAA